AUGGAAGCUAGAAAAGCAUCGUCCUCGACUUCGGGGUUCUUCCAGGCCUUACCCAUAGUGCCGCCGCAAUAUACACCUUCAGCUCCAUCGACGACGGGCAUGUCUCGAUCCCACGAAAUAUCAGACGAUCCCGUGCUAGCACGGGUCUUGUCUCUCUACCUCCCCAAUCCGAUCCCAGCACAGAUAUCGAGCCAUCUGCACGACUUCUCGCGCCUCGUUCUCCGACCAUCAACCCUCCAACAUACCAUCGACUGUGACAUUGACCCGCCAGCGAUCCGCCCCCUCACCACCUUCGGGGAAGAGAAUAAAGUCGAUUCUCUGCGCACGAGCGAAGGCUGGCGCGAGCUCAAGAAGAUCCAAACCCCAGCCGGCGUGAUUGGACACGGGUAUCCCCAACAUGGCACACAGGGCCAGAACUUCAACCGCCGCAUCCACCAGUACGGGACUCUGCAUCUCUGGCACGGGACGGCUGCAGUGUCGACCUGUCCCAUGGCCAUGACGGACGGGGCUGCCGUUCUUCUGCGCCGGCACUUUGACGACCCGGACGGCGAUCAACCCGGUCGGGCGGCCGUGUUUCGCGAGAGCUACGACCGCCUCGUCUCGCUGGAGAACAACUACGCAUGGACGAGCGGGCAAUGGAUGACGGAACGGAGCGGCGGGAGCGACGUGCGUGGCACCGAAACCGUGGCGCGCCGGCUCACCGCACAGGAAAUCCAAGCCGACAUCGACGCCGGGCGCGACAAAGAUGCCCACAACCUGCCCCUGGGGCCCUGGCUCGUUGACGGCUUUAAAUGGUUCUCCUCGGCCACCGACGCGGACAUGGCCAUCCUCCUCGCCCGGACGGCCAAGGGCCUCAGCGCAUUCUAUGCUCCACUGCGUCGUAGCGCCGGGCACAAGGCAGAGUCGUCGUCUUCGUCUGCAUCACGGGCAACGCUCACCACCGAAGCUUCUGCUGCCCAACCAUACCCUUCCGAGACGAACGGGGUGCGCAUCCAGCGCCUCAAAUCCAAACUCGGCACCAAGGGCGUCCCCACCGCGGAGCUGGAACUUAAAUCCAUGCGCGCCUACCUCGUCGGCCAGGAAGGCCACGGCGUCAAGGAGAUCUCCGCCAUCCUCAACAUCACGCGUCUGCACACCGCCAGUGGUGCGGUCGGCGGGUGGGCCCGCGGCCUCGCCGUAUCCCGGGCGUACACGCAGGUGCGCAAGAUCCGCGAGGGCCAGCUCCUCCGCGACAAUGCGCAGCACCUCGCCUGGAUGGCAGGUGAGAGCGUGAAGUACCGCGCAAGCACGCACCUGGUCUUCUUGGCCGUGGCCCUCCUCGGCGCCACGGAGCAGGACUACGGCACCGUCAUCCGCUCCACGCUCGGCGCAGCUACGCUGAUUCCCCGAUCAAGGGCCGGGCAAGAGAAUCUCUUCCGCCUGCUGACGCCCGUGAUGAAGGCGCAGGUCUCGCUGAACAGUGUGGCGGGACUGCGCGAGUGCAUGGAGUCCCUGGGGGGCGUCGGCUACUGCGAGAACAACGAGGACGGCGGCAUCAUGAACGUGGCUCGCCUGUUCCGCGACAGUGCCGUCAAUCCCAUCUGGGAGGGCACCACGAGCGUCAUGGCCGAGGACGUGGCGCGCGUGCUCAAGAACCCCAAGGCCCGGGGCAGGGACGUGCUGGACGAGACCCUGGGCGACUGGAUGCGGGAUGUGCUGCGCGCCAUCGAGGAGAGGAGCGGUGCCCGAGGGACGUUCUCGCGCGAGUUGGACAUGGUGCGGAACCGAUAUGCCGUGCUGGAGCGGACGGUGCGGACUUCAGACUCGGCUGCGCUCCAACGAAGAGGGAGGGACGUCCUGCGUCAUAUCGAGGCCGUCACGUGCGCUGUUCUGCUCAUGUUCGAUGCCAUGGUAGAUGGAGACGCCGUUGCCGUCGAGACUGCACGGCGGUGGGUCAGGAUGAACGCCUUGCCCAGCGACACGGUGAAGCUCCAGGAGGAACAAGGGCCCGGUGACCUCGCGAACGAGGUCGACAUGGACAGGCGCAUUUUCCUGGGUGCAGCGGCAAUGUCGGGCUCACUGCCGGCGACGAGACAAGCGAGGCUUUGA
Cladophialophora carrionii CBS 160.54 is the source of this 2088-nucleotide messenger RNA. RefSeq lists its product as uncharacterized. The record is from RefSeq and is a predicted model, not a curated record. NCBI's taxonomy places the organism in Eukaryota, Fungi, Ascomycota, Eurotiomycetes, Chaetothyriales, Herpotrichiellaceae. Bases 1 to 2088 code for a protein of 695 amino acids. The transcript has a single exon. Gene Ontology annotation, molecular function: oxidoreductase activity, acting on the CH-CH group of donors.